AUGAUGAAAAUAGUUCAGAAAGUUUUGAUUUUUAUUAUAUUCACAAAAAGUUGUGUUGGAUUUACACCUCCAAAAUUUGAUCCGGAGACUGAUGUCUACUUUUUGUUAAGGAUUCAAAACCGUGAAUUUAGCAAAGAAGAAGCUGUAAAUUUAGCUCAAAAGGAAGGUUUGGAGAAAACUGCAUUUGAUCCAUCCAAACCGAUACUUUUCCAUGUUCAUGGAUUUAUUGAGGAUCGUAAAAAGCCUACACAUCUGCUUUUGGACAAAACAAUUUUGGAGAAAGCAGACAUGAAUCUCUUCUUUGUUGACUGGGGUAAAGGAGCAAAGACAAUCGACUACGGCCUUGCACGUUCAAGAGUUGAUGGAAUUUCCAAAGUCAUCGGUGAAUUUAUUAAUUACAUCAAUGCAAAACAUGGAUUAAGUCCAUCAAAUUCCUGCUGUAUUGGAUUUAGUUUAGGAGCUCAUAUAUGUGGACUAAUUCAUGUUUAUGUAACGGAUGGGAAACUGAACAAAGUUUAUGGUUUAGAUCCAGCCGGUCUACUCUUCGAUGUCAAUGACCCAAGCACAAGAAUCAGCCCCGAUUCAGCUUCAUAUGUCGAAUGUAUCCACACAGGAUUUCCUCUAGGAAUUCGAUCAGCAAUCUGUCAAACAGAUUUCUUUGUAAAUAAAGGAACUUCUCAACCAGGCUGCUCAAAUUUAUUAAACAAGGAUAAUUUUGCAUGUUCACACAAUCGAGCUAUUCAGUUCUUUAUGGAAGCAAUCAAAACACCAAAUUCAUUCUAUGGAAAGCUGUGUAGUUCUCAAGAGAAUGCGAUGCUUGGAAAUUGUGAAGAUGAGCCUGGUGCUUUUAUGGUUGGUAAAGAAAAUCGAGAAAAGCAAUUGACGGGAAUUUAUCAUGUGAUCACGAAUGAAAAGGUCCCUUUUGGACGUGGGAAGGAAUGA
This is a messenger RNA of Chironomus riparius, 942 nucleotides long. NCBI's taxonomy places the organism in Eukaryota, Metazoa, Arthropoda, Insecta, Diptera, Chironomidae. The record is from the annotation of a GenBank genome assembly.